This is a messenger RNA of Fonsecaea erecta, 1098 nucleotides long. RefSeq lists its product as hypothetical. The transcript has a single exon. Gene Ontology annotation, molecular function: mating-type factor pheromone receptor activity. Gene Ontology annotation, biological process: G protein-coupled receptor signaling pathway. Lineage: Eukaryota; Fungi; Ascomycota; Eurotiomycetes; Chaetothyriales; Herpotrichiellaceae. Gene Ontology annotation, cellular component: membrane. The coding region runs from base 1 to 1098 and encodes 365 amino acids. The record is from RefSeq and is a predicted model, not a curated record.
AUGGCAUGGGAUCCUUCCUCUAUCAUCGUCGUCCCCUUGGCCUUAUUGGCCCUCCUUGCAGCCUUCCCUCCCAUACUUGUUCAGUUGCGGGCUAAGAACUUUGCAGCCUCGGUUCUCCUGAUCGGCAUCACCAUCCUGAACAUCCAAAACUUCGUCAAUGCUGUGAUAUGGUCGUCUGACAAUCCUCACGACUGGUGGGAUGGAAAAAUACUGUGUGACAUCGAAGUCAAACUCUACAUUGGGAUAUUCCAGGCCGUUGAAGGGGCAAUUGCGAGCCUUUUCCGACAGAUCUCGAUCAUCCUCGAUCCAGACCGCAUGACUGUUACCCCUUGCCCGCAACAGCGCCGAACCACCCGCACGAUAGAACUCCUUCUUUGUAUUAUCUUGCCUAUACUCGUCAUGGCUGGCCAUUAUUUGGUUCAGAAGGAAAGAUACUGGCUCAGAGAGGUGGCGGGAUGCGUGUUGUCCUACGACAACGAUUGGGUGGCGCCUUUCGUGACUUACGGAUGGCCCAUGGUCGUUUGUCUCAUCGGGAGCGUCUACUGUCUGAUCUCGGUCGUUCGCCUCUGGCGGCAUCGCAAGCAGGUUUCGGUCCUGCUUGCGCCUACUCCUGGUGCCACGACCUCCCGAUUCUUCAGGCUUUUCGCGCUUGCGUUGGUCCUUCUGGUGGUAUAUUGCCCGCUGGCCAUCUUCGCCUUUAUACAAAACGUUCGUGUGCCAAUGCAUAUGUAUUCUUGGUCAUACAUCCAUCCCUCUGACUGGUCGGAAAGAAUCAUCCUGGAGCCCGAGCCUGCCAUGGAACCCACCUCGCAGGCCUUCCCCUUCGACCGGUGGGCGCAAAUUAUCGCGGCAUAUGUAUCGUUCGCAUGUUUCGGGCUGGGUCAGGACGCCAUCCGGAUGUACAAGAACUGGGCUGCAAGAGCGAAGAGCUGUUUUCGUGGAGGCUUCAACGGAAACGUCAAGUCGGCCCCAAAAACACCCCAGAACAACCCUUUGGGUGGAAGUCAGACAAGCGCCACAUUCGCUGUGUACGAGCUUUCGCCAGACGACAAUUCGAACCCAACUCCGCACUCACCAGCCUCGGGUACAAAUCACUGA